Molecule: messenger RNA, 396 nt
Organism: Miscanthus lutarioriparius
Lineage: Eukaryota; Viridiplantae; Streptophyta; Magnoliopsida; Poales; Poaceae
Source: the annotation of a GenBank genome assembly
AUGGCGGGCUCAGCGACAGAUCCGGGGGCGGGAGGCGGCCAUGGAUGGGAUCUCGGGAGGAGGGGAAAGGGCGUGGAGAGGUGGGGAAAUUUUGGCGUUUUGAGGAGGGGUGGUGGUGGGCUGGUGGCAGGGGAAGGGGAGGGCAGCCGCUGGCGGGGAGGGGAGGAGGCGAGAGGACACUCUCCGAGUGAGCGAGCGAGCUGCACUGCUGGUGCUGCGCUGCAAGGACGAUGGAUCGCCCGCUCGGCGCGGUUGGAACGUCGGAUAGGGCGUUUCGAGCUUCCUCAGCCGUCAAAUCUCGGACCUUUUUUAUGGCUGGUUUCCUUCUUUCGCUCUGGAAAGGCGUACGGGUAUGAACUGCAUGAUGGUGAUUGGAUAAUGGGAAAUCAGUUGUAA